Molecule: messenger RNA, 865 nt
Organism: Folsomia candida
Lineage: Eukaryota; Metazoa; Arthropoda; Collembola; Entomobryomorpha; Isotomidae
Exons: 5
Coding region: 22-825 (267 amino acids)
Source: RefSeq, a predicted model, not a curated record
AUCCAGGGGAGUCAUUUGUUCAUGGAUGGACACAUUUUGAGGGCAGCUUCGUUCCAUGAUGUCCAUGCUGAGGAUGUCAAUUGCGUUGAGGACGACGGACUCCGUGGAAAGGAGACGUUCCCGGGAUUCUGCUGCAAAUCCGCUGUUAACCAAGGUGCAAGUGAUGAGGCCUCUCGAGUAUCAAAAGAAAGGAAAAUGGCUCUGCUCAAUGUCAUCCAGGAGAAACGUUCGAUUUUAUUUGGAAAAAUAUCAGAAGUUGACAAUAAGCAGAGGCAUUUGGGCUGGAUGGAAGUGCUGUCAAGUGCCCAGUCCUUACAAAUCGUUUCUGCCGAGCGUGACUUUGCCUUCGUUCGGGAUAAAAUAUGGGGAGUUUGGAAAUCGAGAGCGAUGUCCAAAAGAGAAAACAUGACGCGCAAGGGAAAAGGAGGAGGUCGAGAGAAACCUUUAAAUGAAGUCGACACUCUAAUUCUGGACAUUUUAGAGGGAGAUUUACCAAUAAAAAUUGAAGAGGUCCAUGGCAGUGCUGACAGUGUAGUUGACGAGGCAGACAUAAAUGGGGAAGACGAAAACGCCACAGAAGUGGAGGUCGUAGAGAGUAUACCAUCCAGACGACCAGGACGCUCUGCAUUAUUUCGGACUAAUACGAAAAGAAAGGGACCACGUGUGGAAAAAUUUGGCUGUAAUUUCCGUGGGGAGCAUACAAAACGAAAAAAUCUUGAACUAACUCUUUUAGAAUUGCAAAUUCACAAGGAUCGGUUGGAAUGUCUGCGCCUAGAACGUGAACUUAAGUUACCACCUUCUGAGUAUACAAGUCCAUUAUUUUGAUAUGAUUUUUCAUCCUAAUAAAUUUUUAUACUGCUAAAUA